CCAGUCCCGGCUCCCGGAAGAGACGGCCCCCCGGAGUCAGUGCAGUCCUGCACUUCCGCUUUCCGGCCUAGCCAGACCCAGCAAUGACUGCCACUCUCCGCCCCUACCUUAGUGCCGUGCGGGCCACGCUGCAGGCUGCACUGUGCCUGGAGAAUUUUUCCUCCCAAGUUGUGGAGAGGCACAACAAGCCAGAGGUAGAAGUCAGGAGUAGCAAAGAACUCCUGUUACAACCUGUGACCAUCAGCAGGAAUGAGAAGGAAAAGGUUCUGAUCGAGGGUUCUAUCAACUCUGUUAGAGUCAGCAUUGCAGUGAAACAGGCUGAUGAGAUUGAGAAGAUCCUUUGCCACAAAUUCAUGCGCUUCAUGAUGAUGAGAGCAGAGAACUUCUUCAUCUUGCGUAGGAAGCCUGUGGAGGGUUAUGAUAUCAGUUUCCUGAUUACAAACUUCCACACAGAGCAAAUGUACAAACACAAACUGGUGGACUUUGUGAUCCACUUCAUGGAGGAGAUUGAUAAGGAGAUCAGUGAAAUGAAGCUGUCGGUCAAUGCUCGAGCUCGUAUUGUGGCAGAGGAGUUCCUCAAGAAUUUCUAGAGCAUCUGACUGGAUCUCUGGCUGCUCCCUCCUCAUCCUCUCUCCUCUCUCUGCAAAGUUGCCCUGGCGGAGCUCAAGAAUCCUGGGGCAAGGGGAGGGACAGGGCUUGGGGAUGAAGGGCACAGGCUGGAGAGCUUGCUAUUGGAAAGAAAACAGCAGUAGACCUGCAAGGCCAUACCCAGUGGGUCAGCCUGGCCAUCAAUAUUUAGUCCCCUGGGCUGGGACAGGUUUUUUUUUAAUGUCUUGAAAUUUAAAACUCUGUGCUUGUAGGACACUGUAACCUUUUGUCUUUUUUUAAACCAACUUAACCACCUCCAGUUACUUUACUGGUCGCUGUGGGUCUGGGCGGGCCUGGAGCCAAAAGGUGACUGUGGCCUUUUCACCCUCCCCCAUCUCCCCCCCAAAAUGUGCAGGGAAGAGAGGUUUCAGGCUACAGUUCUUUUUUUCCCUUUCUCCCCAGGGCCUCAAAAAGCCAUAGGGGCUGCUUCUUGGCUUUCUGAGAUCUGCCUGAGGGGCUGCUGUCAUAAGAUAGCUUGAGGUAGGGGUAAAGCUAGGUAAGACAGUCCCUAAUUGUGCCCAGGAGCCCUCAGGAGCUGGAGCCUAAGACCCAGGCAGGUUCUGGAGGGGAGGAGAGCCUCUGUUCAGACCUGCUUCUUGGGGGUCCGUUACUGUCCAUGCUAGAGGUGGUGAAUCCUUCCUUAGUAGUUGUCCCUGCCAAUCAGUGUACCCAUCCCUUUGCCUGUCCUGGAUUCUUCUGCUCUUGCACUCCGUGUGACUUUUCUUAAUCUGGUGACCACACCCCAUUAAAAUCUUUUCCUGCCCUCUGAGGGGCUGCA
This is a messenger RNA of Phascolarctos cinereus (koala), 1426 nucleotides long. It is a transcript of the gene ARPC4, whose product is annotated as actin related protein 2/3 complex subunit 4. NCBI's taxonomy places the organism in Eukaryota, Metazoa, Chordata, Mammalia, Diprotodontia, Phascolarctidae. The record is from RefSeq and is a predicted model, not a curated record. Gene Ontology annotation, molecular function: actin filament binding. Gene Ontology annotation, cellular component: actin cytoskeleton; Arp2/3 protein complex. Gene Ontology annotation, biological process: Arp2/3 complex-mediated actin nucleation; actin filament polymerization.